AUGACAUUUCUUUCAAAUAUGUUACAUGAAGAAGGUGAUUAUGAAUAUAAAAAGGCAAUUGUUAAUACAAUUAUUUCAAUUGUUGAAGAAAAUCCUGAAGCAAAAGAAGCAGAUUGUGAACAUACAUCAUUAGCUACUCGUAUUCUUCAUUUAUUGGGUCGUGAAGGACCUCGUACAACAACACCAGCCAAAUAUAUUCGUUAUAUUUAUAAUCGUGUUAUUCUUGAAAAUGCACCUGUUCGAGCUGCUGCUGUAAGUGCAUUAGCUAAAUUUGGUGCAGCUUCAGAAGAUUUAUUACCAAAUAUUUUGGUACUUUUACAACGAACAACACUCGAUCAAGAUGAUGAAGUUCGUGAUCCAAUGAAUGUAUCAUUAUCAUCACUGGAACGUCUUUUACAUCGUUAUACAAUUGAACCAACAACAAAACCAUUUGAUGUUCGAUCUGUACCUGUUGAAGCAGUUCCGGUUGCACAACCUAAAGAUAUUAGUAUUGGUGUUGGUCUUCCACGUCCGGAAAUUGAAUCGAAAACAAAUCGAGAAGAUACUUAUGAUGAACAAUUAUCUGCUAUACCAGAAUUUGCUCAUUUGGGUCCAAUAUUCAAAUCAUCAUUACCAGUUGAUUUAACUGAAAGUGAAGUUGAAUAUGUUGUACGAUGUA
This is a messenger RNA of Rotaria sp. Silwood1, 658 nucleotides long. The record is from the annotation of a GenBank genome assembly. NCBI's taxonomy places the organism in Eukaryota, Metazoa, Rotifera, Eurotatoria, Philodinida, Philodinidae.